Molecule: messenger RNA, 1874 nt
Organism: Harpia harpyja (harpy eagle)
Lineage: Eukaryota; Metazoa; Chordata; Aves; Accipitriformes; Accipitridae
Gene: PROZ
Product: protein Z, vitamin K dependent plasma glycoprotein
Exons: 8
Coding region: 91-1314 (407 amino acids)
Biological process (GO): proteolysis; blood coagulation
Cellular component (GO): extracellular region
Molecular function (GO): calcium ion binding; serine-type endopeptidase activity
Source: RefSeq, a predicted model, not a curated record
UGGACUUUAAACUCCAACAUCUCUCGUGCAGCCAUUUCCCCAAGAGCUGCGGGGAGGCAGGCAGGCGGCCAUUGGGCUCAGAGGGUAACAAUGGCAAGGUGCUCUUGGAAAAUAUUGUUUCUUCUCUCUGCCCUUUUCCUCCAGACAGAGCAGACAGUGUUUAUAUCGGCUGAUGAUGCAAACAACGUUAUCAAGAGACAGAGGCGUGCCAGUUCCCUACUUUUGGAGGAGGUCCUCCAAGGCAGCUUGGAAAGGGAAUGUCUUGAAGAGAGAUGUACAGAAGAAGAAGCAAGAGAAGUAUUUGAAAACGAUGAAAUGCUCAAAAUGUUUUGGGAUGGCUACUACGGUGGCAGGAGAUGCUCAUCAAGCCCCUGUCAGCACAACGGCGUGUGCGAGGACAGCAUUCGCAGCUACACCUGCACCUGCGCCGAGGGCUACGAGGGAGAGAACUGUGCUUUCGCUAAAAACGAAUGUCGCCACCAAGCAAAGGAAGGAUGUGACCAUUUCUGCUACCCGGGAAGUAAUUCCUACCGCUGUUCCUGUGCUGAUGGCUACGAGCUCGGGAAGGACAAAAAACAGUGCAUCGCAUUAGAUCAAUGUGCAUGCGGCAGACUUCAAGACAGUGAUAAUCUGUUAAGUGAAACCAGGAAGAAACGUGAUGAGCGAUUUCCUUGGCAGGUCCUGCUGCUGAACUCAGAAGGAAAGGGCUUCUGCGGAGGAGUGCUGCUGAAAAGUAACUUUGUAGUGACUACAGCAGAAUGCGCCCUUCUGCACAGCCAUUUCGAAAUCAGGGUUGGUGCUGGGCCUAAUGGAACAAGUGGAACUGAGAAGACAAUGCAAGUUAGCAAGAAACACAUACACAUCCGUUAUGAUGAAGACACCGGUGAGAACAACAUUGCAUUGCUACAACUCCAAGAGCAUGUUGAGUGCAACAACCACCAGCUUCCUGUGUGCACCCCUGAAAGAGACUUUGCAGAACACAUUUUAAUUCCAAAAUUGGCUGGUAUGGUCAGUGGCUGGAGAAUGGAAGGCAAUGAACUUCAAGGUGAUGAGUUGCAGGUUUCAUACCUUCCUGCUGAGGACUGCAAACAAAUACUCAACAUAAGCCUCACAAACAGGCAGUUUUGUGGACACCUCCAGAAGCCUGUAGACAAACGACUGGCUGGAGGAAGCUUUUUAGCUACCGCGUAUAAGGGCACUUGGUUUCUAACUGGUAUCCUGGGAUCUUGGCCGCUAGAAGACACUGACUGGGAAACAUUCCUAUUCACUAACACCGCGAGGUAUACGAUAUGGUUUAAACAAAAAAUGAAAUAAGACACAAACACAACCAACCCUCCAGCACUAAACCCCUACCAAUCACUGCAAGGAAACACCUUGAUGCAGCUAGUACACCCAUUUGACUCUGUCAUGACUUGCAGCAAUGGAAGUUGCAACAAUGAUAUGUAUAUAACUCCAAUUCAUACAGAAAAACGCAUCUGUCUCUCCUUCUUCUGCUGACACACAGUACUGUGAAAGUCAUGAUGCGGUAAAUCUAGUUAUUUUACUAAAAACUGACUGAACUUUUAAGUUUCUAAAACUCAAAAAGCAUUGCUGUUUUUCUGGGAUUUUAAAUGUUGCUAGAAGAAAAUGAGUCUCUCUAACUCUUGUUACCCUGAGGUUUGAUUCAGCAAAUUCAUCUUCUUAUUUCAGCAUCCAUAUAAGUAAAACUUAUGAAGACCAGGGGAACUCCAAGCCUUUAAACACCUAUGUUGAUGUAGGACUUGACACUCUCAUCACACUAAAAAAUGCUUCCCUUCAUACAUGGUACCUGUGUUUUCCCUUAUGAAUCAUGUCCAUGUCAGUUAGUGGGUAAAAUAAAACCAAACUCUCAAAGA